This is a messenger RNA of Chara braunii, 1943 nucleotides long. The record is from the annotation of a GenBank genome assembly. NCBI's taxonomy places the organism in Eukaryota, Viridiplantae, Streptophyta, Charophyceae, Charales, Characeae.
GUGCUGGAGCAGAACAGAUGAAGGAGGCCGGGCGGGAAGGAUACGAGGAAGGGAAGGGGUCUGCACAGGAGAAGUACGAGCACGCGAAGGGAACUGUUGGCGCCAAGACGCAGGAAGCCAAACAGGCUAUGGAGGAACAGAAGCAGCGAGCAGCGGAAUCGAUGCAGGAGCAGCAGGAGAAAGCCGCGGGCGCCAUGCAAAGCCUGAAGGAGAAGGCAGGCGCAGCUAUGGAGGGUCUGAAGGAGAAGGUCGGGAUGGGAGGAGGGGGGGCAGGAGCAGGCGAGGGAGGGCAGUGAGAAAGGAAGCAGAAGGGUUGACUUCUGCGAGCCACGGGUCAACGAGAUGGGUGAAGGAGAUCUUCAGUGCCGCCAUCGAGUCUUCAGCGUUGCAAGCCACAGAUUAACGAGGCGGGUGGAGGGGAUCUUCAGUGCUCCGAGUCUCCGGCGUUCAAUGCAUUCGGUCGUAAUGGAGGUCAUAUGCACAUAAGCAUUAUAGUUUAAAACCGUGUGGGGUAGGAGCCUUAGUUAUCCUGUUAGAAUCUGGCCUGGAAACGAGUUUCGUGUUUGAAUCUGACCUGGAAACGAGACAUAAUACGGAUGCAAUAGAGCGCUGCGUUGACACUUUUUGGAGGACCUGAGUCUAAGCGCCGCCAUUCUAAUCUGGUCAGAGUUGCGCAGCGGAGCACGCAGGGUUGUAAAAUGCCAUGGAGGUAAAAAAAAAAACAAAAAAAAAAAAUUGGCUAACCACUUCACAUUUUACACCUUUACACGUACCUGGACUGCGUUCUGGAGCAGAUGCACUCGCACCGUCGAAACGUUUGUCACGUAUCGGGGUCGUAACGAGGGCCAGAUAAUUUUGGAACGUCGUGUAGUGGAGCGAGGCCCAUUACUUGAUAGGCCCAGUAAUUGAUACUGUUUUUCGUUUUUUUUUUUUUUUUUUUUUUUUUCCCAGUAGUUGAUGCUUGAUUGAUGUGUAGCCUUGGGCGCUGGGCCCGUUUUCCAGAUACGGGGCCAGAUUCUAUAUAGAACGUCUCUUGUAGUGGAGCGAGGCCCAGUGUCUGGUAGGAUUUGAUACUUUGAUACUUGACUGAUGAGCAGCCUUGGGCGCUGGGCCCGUUUAUAAUAAAUAAUCCGAGGCUGUAUUAAAAGAAGGAAAUAAGUAAUUGGCUUUUCUCUGCCGUCGAUAGACAUCUGAUGUGUGGAUGGGCAAUCAGUCCCAGUAAUGAAAUUGUUUAGGCAUCAGAAAAUGUUGUAGAAUUUCCGGAGCAGUUUGGAUACCUAUCUCAGAGUUGUUACGCAGCGGAAAAAAAAAAAAAAAAAAAAAAAAAACCGAAGUGGAUGUGGUACAAGUCAUUGGCUGAUAAGCGCACAUUACAAAUUAUAGCUUUUUCAUUUUUUUGUUGCUGUUGGGGGGGUACAGUUUUAUUAGGCUGUAAUAAUACUGGUGAGAGGGGGGAAAGGGGGAAAAAAGACAAAAGUGUAUUUGUACGGAUUUCGUCGAAAGUGCAGCAGCGUAGUAUAUUGUGGAUAGGGAGAGGAAGCUGUCUCCGACGAAUCAGUCUCUCUCUCGAGGGAGAGGAUUGUCUAUUUGGAGGAUAGAGAUCAGUUAAACAUUGUCAACCUGAAGUCGUGGACCAAUUUGCAGCUGCCUGGAGAAAAAAAACAAAAACAGUUUGGAGCUGCUGGAAAAAAAAAAGAAGAAAAAGGAAAGGAACGUGUAGCGUUGAUGGCUGGAGGUGGACGGGUAUACGUGACGGACGCGGACCUUAUUGGGAUACCGAUUUGGAGUUGUCCAGACAGUCGUGACAUACCGAUUUGGAGUGGCGGAUACAUUUGCUCUUUUUUUUUUGUUUUUUUCAAUAACACAGCGGUACCGUAACAGGUCUCUGGGGUUGGCCGGUGUGAGGGUAGUCCGAGAAUGUAAUUUGUAUGAAAAACCCAAGC